GUUGGGCUCCCGCCUGGAUGGGAGGCGGGAGGGAGUCCGGCUCCUGUUGUUUUCCGCGAGCGGGAGUGGGUGGCGGGCGCAGAGGCGGGGUGCGCCCUCCCACCCCGGGCCGGGCGCGCCGGGGCCAGAAUCGCGCCGGGAGCCGAGCGCAGCUCCCGGCCCCGGACUCAGGGCUCAGCCCAAGCAUCCUUCCUGGGGGCUGCGGAAAGCGGAGCUACUCGGUCGUUCCGAGGACUUGGGAGGAGCGCUGAGUACCCCGUGGGCCGGGGCCCUGGGGGGCGCACAUCCACCCAGCCGGCGCCUGCGCUUCCUGAGGGGCCCCUGGCCGGCAUCUGGGGCGAGAUGGCCGCGGGCGUCCGGGCGUCCCAGCCGCAGGUCCUCGUCUGCCUCGGGGUGCUGCUGGCCCGCUGGGUCGCCGCAGGAUUAGAGGCUCUGGUCAUCGGAGAGGUUCACGAGAACUUUACUCUGCACUGUGGCAACAUCUCGGGACCAAGGGGCCUGGUGACCUGGUACCGGAAUGACUCGGAGCCUGUCUUCCUCCUGUCCUCCAAUUCCAGCUUCCGGCCGGCGGAGCCCCGCUUCUCUCUGGCCAAUGCCAGCUCGCUGCGCAUCACGGCGCUGACGCUGCAGGAUGAAGGAAAUUACACCUGCCGGGAGAUCCUGAAUGAGACGUGGUGGUUCCAAGUGUGGCUGCAGGUGGCCCGCGGUCCCUAUGAGGUUGAGGUCAAUAUCUCCAGCACCGGCGUGCUCCCCAAUGGCACCCUCUAUGCGGCCAGAGGCUCCCAGGUGAACUUCAGCUGCAGCAGUAGCUCUCGGCCUCCGCCGAUGGUGGAGUGGUGGUUCCGGGCCCCCGAUUCCAGCCCUGAGCCCUUCGGAAACAACCUGGCGGUCAGCAGCUUCACUCUGCUUCUCAUGUCGCAAAACCUCCAGGGAAACUACACCUGCUUGGCCAGGAACGUGCUCAGCGGGAGACGGCGGGAGGCGACCACUGAGCUCCUGGUCUACUCACCCCCUCCGGCAGCCCCUCAGUGCCGGGCAGAGAUGUCGCAGAGACAGCUCACGCUGCAGCUCACCUGUCGCUGGGACGGGGGGUACCCAGACCCGGACUUCCUAUGGACAGAAGAGCCAGAAGGCGUGGCCGUGGGGACGUCAAGGCUGGGGGUGGAGACGCUGAACCAAUCCCAGCUGUCAGACGGCAAGAAGUUCAAGUGUGUCGGGAGCCACAUAGUGGGGCCGGAGUUGGGAGCCAGCUGCGUGGUACAGAUCAGAAGCCCCUCCCUUGCCUCUGAGCCCAUGAAGACUUGCUUUGUGGGGGGCAAUGUGACGCUCACCUGCCAAGUGUCUGGCGCGUACCCCCCUGCCGAGAUCCUGUGGCUGAGGAACCUCACCCAGCCCGAGGUGGUCAUCCGGCCCAAUGGCCACUAUCUCAUCACCCAGAAUGGCCAGAGCUCCACACUCACCAUCCGCAACUGCUCCCAGAUCCCGGAUGAGGGCUACUACGUCUGUCGGGCCGAGAACCCCGUAGGGGUGCGGGAGGUGGACAUCUGGCUGAGUGUGAAAGAACCUUUGAAUAUCGGUGGGAUUGUAGGCACCAUCGUGAGCCUCCUUCUGCUGGGACUGGCCAUUAUCUCAGGGCUUAUGUUGUAUUACAGCCCUGUGUUCUGCUGGAAAGUAGGAAACACUUUCAGGGGGCAAGACAUGGGUGAUAUCAUGGUUUUGGUGGAUUCAGAGGAAGAGGAGGUAGAGGAGGAAGAUGCGGCCGAAGACGAGGAAGAAGAGGAGGAGGAAGCAGAUGAGAGGGAGGAGUUGCCAAAAGAAAUACACAAGCAUGGCCACAUCCAUCAAGUGACCGCACUGGUGAAUGGGAAUGUAGACUGGACGGGGAAUGGACUCCAGGCUCUGCAAGAUGACAGCAGCGAGGAGCAGAGUGACAUCGUUCAAGAAGAAGAUCGGCCAGUUUGAAGAAGAGAGAAUUGCCCUCCGUUACCCUGUCUUGAAAGCUUUGACUGACUUGCACCCCUGCCUGAGGGCUUAAAAUGGUUUGGGACUCCCAUCAAAAAGGAAAAACACACACACAUAUAUUUCCUUCCCCCCCACCCCCACACUGGUUUGACUUGCUGUGAGUUUUCUCAUUGAUGUUAAAAAGUAUUGGAACGGGCAGUGUGUGGGGGAAAGGUGCAGUCGGCAUCUGAGGUGCCCUUUUUCACUGUGACUUCUGGCUUUAUCCAGCUUGACUGAUGCUGAUCUGGGGGAAGCAGGGGUAGGGGGAAGCCCUUGACCUCAGUGCUCAGGGCUCGCAGUGCACUAUGAAGGGUCUGUGGCCAUCUUGCCCCCAACACACAAGGGAAUAGCAUGGGGCCCCUGCCCAGGUAAGCUGGAGAAUGAGGCGGACGCACCUCCCUGGAAAAGGCAAGGAGGUGUCAGUUACCCAUGCUAGUCAGAGGGAGGCAGUCUGGCUCAGGUUUGGGAGUUGGAAACACCGAGGCCCGAAUCUGAGCCCUGCUUCUUGUUUCACUGGCUUGGGCACGUUGCUUUACUGCUCUCCGGGGACCUCAGUUUCCUCAUCCACAAAAUAGGUGGAAUCAUACCUGCCUUACGGGGUACGGUGGGUCCUGAAUAGGUACUUGUGGGUGUGAAAGCGCCCAGGAGGUGUUCAGCCGACGUUGGUGAUCUGCUCCUUUGCCCUCCCUGGUGGAAGAAACAAUGUCAACUGUAAAUUACAAGCUGCCGCCUUGGCCUCUCCUUCUUUGUCAAAUGGUUUCAGAUGAGAGCUCUCCUGAUGGUAUUUGCUUCCCUGGAGGCAUAAUUCUUUUCAAAAGAGGUAGGGGCCCAUAAGAGGAAGUGCCUUUCAUUAGAACCUCUCAUUUUUCAGGGCUUCAUAUUUAUACAAAAGCCUCUUAGGUGAUACCCUAUUGGUUUUCAGAAUUUCCCAUUCUUCCUUUUCUCCUGUGGCUUUGAAAGAAGGCAGGAGAAAUGUUUUGCAGUGGAGUAUCUGGUGAGAAGCACUCCUUGGGCAGACAAGUUCAUCCGGCCUCGGUUUCUAGAUCUUGUAAAUGGGACUGAGAAAACUUGUUUCCUUCCCACUGCCUAAGGAAGGCGAUCAUGAGGAUACAUUGAUCAACGAUGCGAAGUUUGAACUGAAAAUAACAUAUGAUGGGUUUAAGCUGCUGUUUCCAGAUCCCUGGACAGUUGAGAGAUUUUUGUUUCUCUGAUUUCGUCCAAACCUCUUAAACGUCAGGGACCUAAUAAGGGUGCAAAAGAUGUGUGCUAACCCUGAAAAUCUGACGACUUGAGUUUGCGCUCCUUAAUGUUCAGAUCCUGCCUCAUGGGUAAGACCUGGGGCUUAAUGGAGAACUUCCUUUCUCCAGUAACAGGGACUAGAACUCCUGGAAGAUGAGAAACUGGUUAUUUGUAGGGUUACCCCACAGGUGUCGUUGGCAUAGUUCUAUUUUCUUGGAUGAAAAGACUGCGCAAAAUCACUAGGAGUGAGUCCUGUCCCCAGUUCAGAACCCUGGCGAUCACAAGAGCUGGCUGCAAUUUCUAGCCCUCAGGAAUCGCCAUGGCCUGCUAACGGUCCUUACAUGCUGGGUCUUUCGCUCCACCGUAUUUCAGUACUUAACCACUCCAGCCAGUCUAAGUUAACAUCGUUUCAGAACAGGAGACUGGAGUUACCGCUAAAGUCACUGAACACUGAGCUUGUCUCCCUUUAGAAUCUUCCGUGAUUUCAAUUCCUGAAGAGUCCACUCUGCAGAGGCAACCGUAUUGAAAAAGAGAAAAAGAAAAGAAAAAAAGGAAAAGAAAAAAUCCCUGGGUAGGAACACAGGGAAUGAUUGGCAGGAUCACUGAGCUGCUUUUCCAGAACUUCCCUCUUCUCUUGCACACACGCCUGAUGAUAGAAAAUCUUCAGAGCGGGGUUGUUCCACUAGCAAUAGGGGCUUCAGGCUCUUGUUGUCAAACACUAUAAACGCUAGGUUAGCUGAGCCACGACUUCUGUCACUUAUAUCUGAGCCCUAUCUGCACAUUACUAGAGCUGGGUCAAUUAAGAGCACACGUACUGGGGUUCUUCAAGCUUUAAGCAUUUUUACAGAAUUCGGGCUUGCUUUUCUUUUAAGACGACCCCCAGCCCCAAAACUACAAGCACGUUGACAGUGGGUUACAAAAUCUGUGUGGCAAAGUCCAAGCUGUUAAGUUGCGCUGUUAUACAAUCUUAACUGAACGUAUUGUGAACUCCGUAUCAGAAGCAGGAAGAUAAAUACUAAAGGGCUAUCACAACUGACAUUUCAACAGGGGACACAGGGGAAGGGCUCCCGCAAUCCUGUGGCUUUGAUACUCAUCUGCAUUCUCACAAGCACACACAGGCCCUGUUACUGCAGGAAACCCGUGAUGGAAAACUUCCAGAACCCAUGCACUGAAACCUGGAAAAGCAUCCUUGCCGGGUAAAGUUCAUCAUGAUGCAGUAAGUGCCAACUGGUAGUUCUCACCACGGGCACUGGCCAGGAACUGCUGCAAAGAAAAAUUAGCAGAUCCCUCUGCGUUAUUUACAUUGUAAUAGUUGGUGUCUGUGUUUUGGGGGGAUGGGUAAGAGAAAUUUAUUCUGAGGUUAUAAUGUGGAUUUUUAAAAAAAGAUUAUGGAAUAAAGUUAUUUUUA
Hyaena hyaena (striped hyena) is the source of this 4648-nucleotide messenger RNA. RefSeq names its product V-set and immunoglobulin domain containing 10 (gene VSIG10). Bases 343 to 1962 code for a protein of 539 amino acids. Gene Ontology annotation, molecular function: cell adhesion molecule binding. Gene Ontology annotation, cellular component: cell-cell junction. Gene Ontology annotation, biological process: cell-cell adhesion. The transcript is spliced from 9 exons. The record is from RefSeq and is a predicted model, not a curated record. Lineage: Eukaryota; Metazoa; Chordata; Mammalia; Carnivora; Hyaenidae.